CUGCAGAGAAGGAGGGAGCGCCUUGCCUGUUGACAGCCCUCUGGGGUGGGCUUUUCUCUUUUUUGGGGGUGGGUGGGAGCGCGCAGGCGAGAGAGGAGCGCACCAUGCAGAGAAAGGCCGGCAGGCGGACGGGAUAAAUCGUGCGUCCGCCCAAGGAGCAGCGGGCAACGGUGCAGCAGCUGGCAUCGGGAAGACUGACUCUUGAAUGAUUGACAGGCAACCUUCAAAGGACCCUGUUUAGAAAGAGCCAUGUCGGUGCCGUUCCGGAAAGAGUUGGAGAAAUACAAGAACAUCAACGAAGAUGAAAUUCUCAACAAACUCUCUGAGGAUGAGCUAAAGCAGCUGGAAAGUGUUCUUGAUGAUCUGGAUCCAGAGAAUGCGCUUCUGCCGGCAGGCUUUCGCCAGAAGGAUCAGACCAGUAAACCUGCCACAGGACCUUUUGACAGAGAGCGGUUAUUGUCCUACUUGGAGAAACAAGCUUUGGAGCACCAAGACAGAGAGGACGUUGUGCCCUUUACCGGAGAAAAGAAAGGAAAAGCAUUUAUCCCUAAAGAAAGACCAAUAGAAACCCGCACAGAGGAGAAAGUAACUCUGGAUCCAGAAUUAGAAGAAGCCCUGGCCAGUGCCUCUGACACCGAGCUGUACGAUCUAGCAGCUGUCCUAGGAGUACACAACCUGGUCAACAACCCGAAGUUUGAUGAAGGAACCACCACUAAAGAUGGCAAAGAAACCGUGAAAAAUGUAGUCAAAGGUGAGAAGGUCAAGCCAGUUUUCGAGGAACCGCCUAACCCAACAAAUGUUGAAGCCUCUUUGCAAAGGAUAAAGGCAAAUGAUCCCACGCUCCUGGAAGUCAAUCUGAACAACAUAAAGAAUAUCCCCAUUCCAACUUUGAAAGACUUUGCAAAAGCUUUGGAAACCAACACCCACGUGAUGAAAUUCAGCCUGGCUGCUACUCGGAGCAACGACCCUGUUGCAAUCGCUUUUGCAGAUACAUUAAAAGUGAACAAGACGCUGAAAAGUCUAAAUAUAGAAUCCAAUUUCAUCACAGGGACAGGCAUCCUUGCCUUGGUUGAGGCCCUGAAAGGGAAUGAAACAUUGACGGAGAUAAAAAUUGAUAAUCAGAGACAACAGCUCGGCACAGCGGUAGAGAUGGAGAUUGCUCAGAUGUUGGAGGAGAAUUCACAGAUCCUCAAAUUUGGGUACCAGUUUACAAAGCAAGGCCCAAGAACCAGGGUCGCAGCAGCCAUCACUAAAAAUAACGACCUAGUUCGCAAGAAGCGUGUGGAAGGAGAACGUCACUAGUCUUGCCAGGAGGUGAACAAGCUAGACGUCAAAGAGAGCUGUUCUAUCACCCAUCUCAGAGAAUUCACUGGUCUUAAGGGAAGACACUGGAAAGUCUUUAGAAUGAAGCUGCUCGUGUUCCAUUAUCAACUCCCCCUCCCCACAAACCUUUUUUU
This is a messenger RNA of Podarcis raffonei (Aeolian wall lizard), 1457 nucleotides long. RefSeq names its product tropomodulin-2. The record is from RefSeq and is a predicted model, not a curated record. The coding region runs from base 250 to 1302 and encodes 350 amino acids. The transcript has 10 exons. Gene Ontology annotation, biological process: pointed-end actin filament capping; myofibril assembly; muscle contraction. Gene Ontology annotation, molecular function: tropomyosin binding. NCBI's taxonomy places the organism in Eukaryota, Metazoa, Chordata, Lepidosauria, Squamata, Lacertidae. Gene Ontology annotation, cellular component: myofibril; striated muscle thin filament.